UUUUCCAACCAGCUCACUUGCAUCUCCGCCUCACCGUUCCCUUAAAUCCCCCCUUCUUCCCCGCUCGCUCGCCUCCUCACCGACCAACCGACCAACCAACCCACCACCAACUCCAAGAUGUCAAAUCCCUACGGCUCCUCGAUCCCACUGCUGCCCAGCCAGCGCGCACACGUCGGACCACUGGAGCUGCCAAACUUUCUCUCGGAGAUCUCCGCCUUCAACACGCAGCUAUCAACGUUCGCCUCAUCCGUCGAGCAAGUCGGGCAACUCCACAAUGCCGCGCUACAAUCGACCGCGGACUCCGACUCGACCGGCUACAGCGGCAACGCCUCGUCGCGGCUCGAGGCCGCCGUCGCCGAGUGCUCGGCGCAGGCCCGCGCCCUCAAGGACUUCCUCAAGAGCCUGGAGCGCGACAUGCUCCUCACAGAGCGCGACGGCGACUACGACCAGGGCCGCACGAAGCACGGCCAGGUCGACAAGGCGCGCGCUAACCUGCAGGCCGGAUUGCGCGAGUUCGAGAAGACCGAGCGGAUGUACCGCACGCGGUACAACGAGCUGCUAGCGCGGCAGUACCGCAUCGUGCACCCUGACGCGAGCGAGGAGGAGAUCGGGCAGGCGGUGGAGUCAGGGCAGACGCAGGUGUUCUCGCAGGCGCUUUUGAGCAGCAACCGGAGCGCGUCGGCCAAUUCCGUGGCAAAAGCCGUGCGCGAGCGGCAGCAGGAUAUCGCACGGAUCGAGCGCACGCUCGAGGAGCUCAUGGUGCUGUUCGAGCAGAUGAACGAGCAGGUGCUGCUCGCCGACCCCGUCGUCGCCAAUAUAGAACACCAGUCCGAGAAUGUCACCACCGACGUGGAGCAGGCGCAGAAACACCUCGGCACCGCGGUGGUCAGCGCGAAGGGCGCCAGACGGAAGAAGUGGAUCUGCCUCUUCAUCGCUAUUGGCAUCGUCGCGCUCAUCGGCGUGGUCGAUGGCGUCGGCGGGACUGUGUGGUCAUAGUGGCUGGGUUUUUGGGUUUGGUCGGUGGUGUUGUGUUGAUGGUUAAUGUUGUGCCUAUCAGGUAUGCACGUGGAAUUUCGGUUUUUGGCUGGGCUGGGCUGGGCUGGCAUGCAUACUCUCGUUUCUGUCUUGUCGAGCCUAUCCAGAGAGAUAGAA
This is a messenger RNA of Tricharina praecox, 1152 nucleotides long. Its product is annotated as t-SNARE. Gene Ontology annotation, molecular function: SNAP receptor activity; SNARE binding. Bases 118 to 996 code for a protein of 292 amino acids. The transcript is spliced from 4 exons. Lineage: Eukaryota; Fungi; Ascomycota; Pezizomycetes; Pezizales; Pyronemataceae. Gene Ontology annotation, biological process: intracellular protein transport; vesicle fusion; exocytosis. Gene Ontology annotation, cellular component: SNARE complex; endomembrane system; plasma membrane. The record is from RefSeq and is a predicted model, not a curated record.